This is a messenger RNA of Acinonyx jubatus (cheetah), 4840 nucleotides long. It is a transcript of the gene FAM170B, whose product is annotated as family with sequence similarity 170 member B. NCBI's taxonomy places the organism in Eukaryota, Metazoa, Chordata, Mammalia, Carnivora, Felidae. The transcript has 2 exons. The coding region runs from base 9 to 1007 and encodes 332 amino acids. The record is from RefSeq and is a predicted model, not a curated record. Gene Ontology annotation, biological process: fertilization. Gene Ontology annotation, cellular component: acrosomal vesicle.
UGUCAUCGAUGAGGUCACAGAAUAAAGCCAGGAUCCUAGUAACCACAGGAAGCCCAGCAGCCACUUGGGCUGGGGCCAGCGGAGGACUUCGGCACAGCCCAAGCCAACCCUCACUAAACAGCUGGAGCGCCGAGUCCCCUGGGCUCUGGUGUCCAGUCAUGAAACGCCACUUCACAGACCACAGGGGAGAACAAUCACCAACAGAUGGGACCAGCCUCAGCUUGGCCAGCCCAGAGCCCACGGGGGAGAGUGUGGAAGUGUGCGGUUCAGGGAUGGUGGAGAGAGAGGAGACGCCUUCACGGUCGGGGCCGGCCAUUCCCCACGAGGAGAACGUGUGCUUGGCCCACAGGGCUCCUGCGAUGCUGAGCUGGAGCGGCUCCUCCUCCUCCCGGUCCUCCUCUGAGUAUCAGUCUUACUCCCAGUACCAGUCUUGCUACUCCUGCCUGUACGACGACGAGGACACGGCCCAGCGAAGCGUGUGCGCCUUCUACACCCACGUGCAGACGGUGCAGGGCGUGGCCGUGGCCUGGGAGACCGAGUCGGGCUUUGAGCCGGUCAGCCGGAAGCCCCGCAUUCACGAGGCCGAGUUCGUCAAGAGGCAGAGGAGGAAAGGCUCCUCCUUUGAGAUGGCUUCCAACAGCGACCUGUGCUGGGAACUGGAAGCCAGCAAGAGCCACUGCUGCCCAGAGCAGGAUGACGCGGAGCUGCUGGGGCCUCUGGAGUGCUGCCCGCAGGAGCUGCGGGACACCCCGGACUGGCUGGUCACCACGGACUACGGGCUGCGCUGUGUGGCCUGCUGUCGGGUCUUCCCCACGUUGGAGGCUCUGCUCAAGCACGCCCAAUAUGGCAUCCAAGAGGGCUUCAGCUGCCAGAUCUUUUUUGAGGAGAUGCUGGAGAGAAGGCGGGCCCGGGGCCAAGUCCGGGAGCAGAAACUGGAGGAGGAGGAACAGAGCCCUUCAGAGGGCAGUGAAUGUUCGCGGCCCCAGGCCAGGGCGCUUCCCUCGUAGCGGCAGCAGGAGCAGUGAGCCGGAGGUGAUGUGCCCAGCCCUGCCCUCACCUCUGGCACCUCGGUGGCUCCUUCCCCAGCCAGCAGGACCAGAACUACCCCGGCAGGGGGGAGAAGAGGAGAGCCGGGGGGAGAAAGCAAGUGGGAGCCAGAGCUGGCAGGGCCGUGACAAGGGGGAGAACCCUUCCAAAGGGCACAGCGUUUCAACCAGAGUCCAUUUCGAACCUGAAUCCAAAGAGGGAGGGCUUCAAGUGUUUCUGACGAUGGGCACAAGAUCUGAAGCCCGCAAGCGUGUGGCCACAGAGAUUUUUAUUUUUUGCUGGUGGAUCGAGCAGGUCAUGACCCACAGGAGAGCCGACUGCAAAUGAAGCUUCUGCCCUAUAUUUUUCAUUGUUAGGAACCUGCUAUAUGCCCUAAUUCUAUGUCUUAUUUUAGUGGGAUUAAACUUGAGUAACUCAAAACUUAAGGCAAUAGCUAAAGGGGUGAGCCAUGCUAUGAGGUUGGGGCCAUAGGAAAUUGCCAUUUCUGUAGGUUACACACCAGCACAGACACCUGGAGACAGGCAGGUUCCCAGAGGUAGAGAUGGGGUCUGGAUAAGUCCUGCUACCUAUGAGCUCAUAGGUCAACACUAUGUUUUAAAAUGUUUCUACAAUAUUCAUCUGCACCCUCCUAUCCCCAGCUCCGGGGGCUGCACCGAUUCAAGAAAAUACAUGGAUGGCUCCCUGUGUGUAAUGCACACUGAUGAAACAUGUAGCCCAACCUUCCAGUGAGAGGCAGGACAGGCAGUCGCAAGAAAUGAAUCACAUAAAGGAGGUUUGGGGAGCUCAGUGGAGGGGCCCCAAACUCAGGCUGGUUGAUGAGGAAGCAAAACUUUCCGAAAGAGGUGAUGUUCACAAAGGCUUAGAGGACAGGUAGAAUUAGUAAGACCAGGGCUUCUCACUCCUGGCGCUGUUGACAUUUUAGACUGAAUAAUUGUCUUCAUGUGUCUACUGGAGGAGGUUCGGCAGCAUCCCUGGUCUCUCCCCACCAGAUGCCAGUAGCAUCUCCUCCCCUGCAACUGUGACAAUUGAAAAUGUCCUAGACAUUAACAAACAUUCCCUGGAGGCAAAAAUCACUGCUUGGUUGACAAUCACUGAGCUAGACAAGAAUGAGGAUCUUCAGAGAAGGAUUGGCACAAUAUGUUUGGGCAAUUGCCAGCCACUUGGCCUGGCUGGAAUGCUGGAGACAUUUCUCCUCUCCAGUGCUCCAUAAAAAUUUAGCACCUGCUAUGUGCCAGGCACUGUACUGGGCACAGGGAACAAACAGUGAAUAGGCAUGGAUGGUUCCCUGUGUAGCUUGCAGAAAGCUGGCAAAAAUAGACUGUAUGUAUACAUAUUUAGAAAUAAUUACAGAAGCACUCAUUUCAUGACCUUUAAGGCCCUCCAUGGCCCGGGCUUUGCUAACUUCUCCAUCACCAUUUCUUAGCAUUUGCUGCUUCCCUUGCUAUGCUCCAUUUCCAUUCGCCCUCCUUCUUUCCUUAAAAGCUCCAGGCUUUCAUACCUCAGGGCCUUUGCACUUGCUCUCUCCUCUAAGUGGAGUGCAAACCCUUCUCUGUCAUUCUUCUGGCUGACUGCUGACCCUUUGUUCAUCCUUGACGCUUCAGCCUUGUCACUUUUUCAAAGGGGACUUCUCCAAUCAUACCACCUGGUGCGUGCCUCAUUCUAAGUGCAGAUGAUUUUAAAAAAAGAAGUGGCAUGAUCAGACUUAUGUCAUUCUGGUUGUAUGUGAAAUAUGGAUUGGUGCAGUAGCAAAAGAAGAAAGGAUCAAGUAGCCAGAUCACUUAAGAGGCAGUUGCAGAAACCCAGAUAUAAGGGAUAAUGUGGUCUGGACAAGGCUUGUCACAAGCCAAGAGGAAGUGAAUGGAUGCAUUCAAGAUGUAUUUGGGGAAUAGAUUCAAAGCACUUGGGGAUGGGUGGAUGUGGGGGUGGGGAAAAUGGGCUUGUCAGGGUAGACUCCCAGGAUCACAGCAGGAGCAAAUGGUAGAUGGUUGUUCAGUGAUAUGAAGAACUUUGGAGAAAGAUCGGCUGUAUGUGUGCGCUUGCGUGUGUGAGAAUGUGCAUGUGUGCAUGUGAGAAUGUGCAUGUGUACAUGUGUAUACAUGUACAAGUGUCUGCGUGUGGAUGUACAUGCCUAAGUGCUGGGGCUGGUGGCUGUAGAAGUCAAUUAGGACAAAAUCAAAUCUAAAUACUAAUGACACAUCCAAGCAGAAAUGUUGAGUAGGAAGUGAUUUAUGAUUUAGAAUUCUGAAGACAAGUCUGGAUCAGAAACAAAUUAGGAAAGUAACAGCACAUGGAUGGUACCAUAUUUAAAACAACAACAGUGGAUGGAUGAGGUUAAGUAGGGAAUUGGGGUAGAGUUACGUUGUAAGUGUGGUAUGUGAAGGAAGGAGCAAUCAGAUGUGGGAUACAUGUCUUAGUUUUCCUCAAAGUCAACAAAACACUAAGAUUGUUUCUGGGAAUGGUGAGCAGUGUUAAAUGUGGGGGAGAGUGGGAGUGAGUUGAGGAUGAGACAUUUUUCAUUUCAUCUGGCACAUGGAGGUUGCUGAUGGCUCUGAUGAGAGCAGUCUCGGACCAAGUGGGGCAGAGGCCAGAUGGGCAUGGGCCAGUAGUGGACAUGAGGCCAACCACUGGGGAUGAGUAUUAGACAACUCUACUGGCAAAAUUUUUUUUUAAAGGGAAAGCAACUAUGGCUGUAGCUGGACAAAAGGAAAGACGAAGAGGGGAGAGAGCAAGUUUAUAUGCUAAUGAGAAUGAUUCAGUAGAGAGGAGGAGACAGAAUGUAAGAAAAGUGGGGAAAUCCUAGAACAGUGGAGCAGGUGAGAGAGGGCUGCAUCCUGAACAGAUAUGCAGAAGUGGGCCCUUGACAAGAACAUCUUUGUGUUCAUCGUUGUACCCAGAUGGACAGUUAGGUCAAGUAGGGCUUAGGAGAGAGAAUUAUAAAACUUGAAGCCCACCCCACCUCCCACUGAAAACUUCAGGGAGCUCUUGAGGAAUUGUCAGCAAGUCAGGUUUGCAUUUACGAAAGAUUACUGGUGAACAGGAUCAAGAGUGGAUGAAAGAGAACAUUGCUGGCAACAAGGACUGCAGUUAAACCACUGAAGGCAGGAUGAGUUCAAGAGAUGUUUGAGAGAUGGAAAUGAUUUGGGCUAGUGUUUGAUGAGGGUGGUGAGAGGAAGGCGUCCAGAAUGACUUCCAGGUUUAUUUUUAACUGGGUGGCUGGUGAGUAAAGGUGCCAUUUCCAGAUAGUAGAAUACCAAAGGAGAAGAUUUGCUGGGAUACCAAUGAGUCCAGUCUCGAAUAAGCUCAGCUUGUGAUAGAAACAUUCAGAAGGGAGUUUGAAGGAUCUAAAGCUUACAAAGGAUGGCAAUGGAUUUCAGCAAAUCACUACCUAAAUUAAAUCUACAAGCGUAUGGUUAGCUAAGGCCAUGGCGGUUUAUGUGGGCCUUAAGUGAGAUGCAUUCUCUCUGCUAGCCGCAGUGCAACAGGAAGUCAUGAGAUCAUCUUAGAACAGACAUCGACCAUGGGGAUGGUGUCUUAUCACCACUUUCAAGAUGUGGCAGAGUCAUGGACUUCCUAAAUUCACUGUGAAACACACUGGAGGAUCUUCAGAAAGGAAAAGGGGAUGGGACAAUGGCCCAAUUUUGUCAAGCUCUUCUUGGAAGGGCUAUCUGGUGUUUGAGGGAGGCUCAGUAGACAGGUAGAAUCAAAGGACAGUCUAAGAGAAGGAGAGGCAGCUGAACCAGAAAUAGUAGAGCACUAGUGAGGAGAACAUUUCUAUUUAGAAAUCAGGGAAAUA